CGCCUGUCCACAGCAUGAGCUGUUUCACAAAACAGGUUUUUGCUCCACUCCGCUUAUAACGCUCCUUGGCUCUUCUCUUCGCGCUGAUUCCCUUUUGCCAAUGACCAUUGCCGACACUCAUUAUGCUGUAGAGCUCGAAGGGGGUCGCGAGGUUUUCACUAUUGAACGGAACUACAAAAUCAUUCGCAAAGUUGGAUCGGGAUCCUACGGUACUGUUUGUAGCGCUAUUGCAAUUGACUCGAAUGACGUUGUCGCGAUCAAAAAAUGCUUUCGUAUUUUCGACAAGAAACUUAUCACAAAGCGGUGCCUGCGCGAAAUCAAGCUGCUGCAGCAUUUUAACGGGCAUCCACGCAUCAUCAACUUGAGAGCCAUGGACAUUGUCGACUACAACCGCUUUAACGAAGUGUACCUUAUUCAGGACUGUUGCGACACCACCAUGGCCGAUAUCAUUCAUUCGCGCCUUCAGCUCGAACCCGUGCACUAUCAAUGGUUCAUGUAUCAACUUUUUUCGGGAUUGAAGUACAUCCACAGUGCUAACGUCUUGCAUCGUGAUUUAAAACCAGCGAAUAUUCUCGUGAAUCAAAACUGCGAUUUACGGAUAUGCGACUUUGGCAUGGCCCGGGGAUAUUCCAAGAUGUCUGCACAGUUGGAAGGCAUGCACAUGACCCACUAUGUCGUGACACGCUGGUAUCGAGCUCCUGAGAUCAUGAUGAGCACUAACACUUAUGACAAAUCGAUCGACAUGUGGUCUGUGGGUUGCAUUUUCGCUGAACUCUUGGGGCGCAAAGUGCUUUUCAAGGGCACGGACUAUGUGGAUCAGUUGCACAAAAUUGUUGGCAUCCUCGGUCUUCCAGAAGAUACAUCGUUCUGGGAUGAAACGACAUCGCAAUCUGUCAUUGAAUACAUCAAAAACUUACGAGACGGUGAUGGCCAACCACCACCUAAAGAGCCGAUUGAUUUUGCAGCACAGUUCCCCACUUGUUCGCCUGACGGUAUCGACUUAUUAAAGCAGUUACUGCAUCUCGACCCGACACAACGGAUAACUGCGGAUCAAGGGUUGGAGCAUCCGUUUGUAGAACAAAUGCGGGAUCCAACAGAGGAGAUCGACUGUGCCGAGUCUUUUGAUUUUGAAAGCUUUGAAUAUAUCCAAGACGAGCAUGAACUGCGACGCCAUAUCAUACGAGAAGUGAUGCGGUCCAAAGGAUGUCGCGAGACGUUCCGACAAAACAGUCUGCGAGUGGCAACCACGUCGAGUACGAUGCGCAGUACGAGCACAGACAACAGCAGCCUGUCCGAGUACGAUCCGUGCUGCCAUCCCCGACGGCGUUACACUGGCAGCUCUAUCUCGACACCCAUAUCACAGUCUGCAGCAGAAGCUCACAUGAAUGCAGUCGCAGCUGUCCAAAAGGGGCGCGAUAUUGCUGUGCAGGACACAGCAGGAGGCCAAAGCAUGAUUAUCGCAGAGUCCGAUCGUUUUGUCGGUGAGCCAGAGGAUAUGGAUGAAGAUGACUUUAAGCUGAUGGAUAGUGAUGACAGUAUACGGGUGGAGUACAGACGCCGGUUAGUCGGCCCAUCAAACGCGGAUGUGCAGGCACUAGAACGACAUCUCAGUCGUGACUGGUGAUAUGCAUAAUAUAUAGUGUCGUAUACCUUGACUCAUUUUCCCCACACCCCCUGACGAUACGCUAAGAGCAUUCUUGUCGCUUCCUUGCGGUGCAGUGAUUGAGAAGAAAAUAAUAUGUAGUAGGAGGUGGUGCUUUAACUGAAAACCCCCUUCUAGAGAGGGAAAAAGUCAAGCCUGAUUAAGAUGUUUGGUGAGGAGAGGUGACGAAGUGAUAAUAAAUAAGAGAAAAGAAGGUGUAAGAGGGAGAG
This is a messenger RNA of Zychaea mexicana, 1872 nucleotides long. RefSeq names its product kinase-like domain-containing protein. NCBI's taxonomy places the organism in Eukaryota, Fungi, Mucoromycota, Mucoromycetes, Mucorales, Lichtheimiaceae. Gene Ontology annotation, cellular component: nucleus; cytoplasm. Gene Ontology annotation, biological process: intracellular signal transduction; protein phosphorylation. Bases 101 to 1624 code for a protein of 507 amino acids. Gene Ontology annotation, molecular function: ATP binding; MAP kinase activity. The transcript is spliced from 5 exons. The record is from RefSeq and is a predicted model, not a curated record.